Trematosphaeria pertusa is the source of this 1818-nucleotide messenger RNA. Its product is annotated as mRNA capping enzyme, large subunit. Gene Ontology annotation, biological process: 7-methylguanosine mRNA capping. Gene Ontology annotation, molecular function: mRNA 5'-cap (guanine-N7-)-methyltransferase activity. Gene Ontology annotation, cellular component: nucleus. Lineage: Eukaryota; Fungi; Ascomycota; Dothideomycetes; Pleosporales; Trematosphaeriaceae. The transcript has a single exon. Bases 151 to 1551 code for a protein of 466 amino acids. The record is from RefSeq and is a predicted model, not a curated record.
CUCACUUUUGUUCUUUCACUUCCAAACAACAAUAAGACCUGAAGUUUAUAUUAUAGCCGUCUAGACCUCACGCUUCAGCUGGUAGAUCAAGAGAGCCCUCGCAGACCCGGACAGCACGUAGCCUCUCAACACUCGAUCACGAUAUCCGCAAUGGCAGGCACCGCGCAGCCUGAGCAGGCCAGAAAGCGCGCCCGUUCGCCCUCGAGAUCUCCAUCGCGAUCACCGCCCCGGCAGCGCAAGCGACCCGGUGUUGGUUCGCGUGUUACGGCCGCCGACCGGGAAGCUGCCCGCCAACGUCAGCUUCAGAGAGAGCACGAAGCCGAAAAGAAAGCACAACAGGAAGCAGCCUCAAGAGGCGUGCACGAUGUGGUCAAACAGCAUUACAACAUGGUUCCUGAGCGAGGCCGAGAGUGGAGAGUCACAGACAGUAAGAUCAAGGGACUGCGGAGCUUCAACAACUGGGUCAAGUCAUCGACAAUCCAGAAGUUCAUCGGCGACGAACGAAAUCUCAAGGUUAUGGAUAUUGGGUGCGGCAAAGGCGGCGACUUGCAGAAGUGGCAGGCGUCGAGGAAACUUGCGCUGUACGUUGGUGCGGAUCCCGCAGACGUCUCGAUCAAGCAAGCGAGGGAGCGCUACGAGCAGAUGCGCAAGAGGUCAAAGGGCCGCGUCUUCCACGCCGAAUUCUUCACCAAAGACUGUUUCGGUGAGCGGCUAGAUGAGAUACCUAUUGUGAAGGAUGUCGGCUUUGAUCCCGGGGUUGGGCCAGGAAACGCAAUGAGCCAGCGAUGGGGCGGCGGCGGAUUCGACAUUGUCACCAUGAUGUUCUGCAUGCACUAUGCAUUUGAGAACGAAGAGAAGGCGCGGGGCAUGUUGCGGAACGUAUCCGGAGCGUUGAAGAGGGGCGGCCGGUUCAUCGGAUGCAUCCCCAAUUCGGACGUCCUGUCGGCAAAGGUCAUCGAGCAUCACAAGGCCGCGGGCACUGCCGUCAGCAAUACGAACGGAGUAGCGGAGGAGGAAGAUGAUCGGCCCACCUUCGCGAGCGACGAUGAAGAUGACUGGGAUCCGGAGAAAAGCUUGGACAGUCCCAAGCCUAAGGAGCCUGAGGCGGAUGGAGAGAAACGGGAAGGCCAGGAGAAGGGGAAAGAGAAGGAGGACGAAGCGAAGGAAGACGGACAGGUCGAGGACGAAGGCUUCGAAUGGGGUAAUACUAUCUACAGGGUUAAGUUCCCUGGGAAGACGCCCGCCGAUGGCACAUUCCGGCCACCGUUUGGCUGGAAGUACUUCUACUUCCUCGAAGAAGCCGUCGAAGAAGUCCCCGAAUACGUCGUUCCGUGGGAAGCAUUCCGUGCUCUUGCGGAAGACUACAACCUCGAACUGCAGUAUCGGAAACCGUUCAGGGAGGUCUGGGACGAGCAAAAGGACGAUCCCGAGCUAGGGCCGCUCAGCGAGAGGAUGGGUGUACGAGAUCGCGCAACCGGACGGCUACUCACUAGGGAGGAGGAACUGGAUGCGGCCGACUUCUACCACACGUUUUGCUUCUAUAAGGUCUAGCAUCUACAUGAUUUGGGUUCUGGCGUCUUAUAUACCGGAUGUGGGGCCUCUGGCUAGAUGGGCCCUCCAAAAGUGGAAAUAUCCCCCAUGCAUCGAUAUCUAGCCUUGCAGAGGCUCAGGGAACGCGCAAUGGUAGCUGAGACAUCUCAUGAUAUGUGAUAUUCAGCUUCAACAAAUGCAUUCUGUCCUUUCACAUAUUUAGCACAACCGGCCUGUGAAUCUCGUGACGCGCAUUGUCCAUUGUCGCCUUUGCCGAGGUCGUCGCGC